Molecule: messenger RNA, 2100 nt
Organism: Pleuronectes platessa (European plaice)
Lineage: Eukaryota; Metazoa; Chordata; Actinopteri; Pleuronectiformes; Pleuronectidae
Gene: atcayb
Product: ATCAY kinesin light chain interacting caytaxin b
Exons: 13
Coding region: 335-1402 (355 amino acids)
Biological process (GO): apoptotic process
Cellular component (GO): cytoplasm
Source: RefSeq, a predicted model, not a curated record
GAUCUGACCGGCGGAGGAACCAGUGAAAAGAUGAGAGCAGGAUGGUGUCAGAUGUGUGACGACCCUGGUUCUCCUCUCCUCUCUGCAGGAGGACAGCUCAGCUCAUCCCUCAGCCUCCAUUAGCAGCAUCAGGAUCCAGCCUGAGGUGUGGAGCCGCCUGCGGAUGUCCCACCUGCAGAUGUAAACAGUGAUGACGCUCACUGGGAAGAUCUAAAAAUCAAAAAAAUAAAAGGAUCUGAAAGCAGAAGGAGGGAAGCUCUCCAAACACGGAAGAGGUCGUCCUUCCUCACUGCAUCAUCCUCAGAGAGCUGAAGCCUGUCCUCCCCGGCCGAGGAUGGGCACAGCAGAAGCCACUUUACGCAUGGACAGCAUGGAGGUCAAGGACGAGUGGCAGGACGAGGACUUCCCCAGGCCUCUACCAGAAGAUGGAGAUGUUGAUUCUUCCUGUGGCCUCACCGACAACAGAAAAUACCCCCCCGCCUCUCUGAAUGUGGGCGAGAGCGUGGCGCAGCACAAGCGUCGCACCCUGGUGGCCCCGGACAUGAACCUGUCCCUGGAUCAGAGCGAGGGCUCCGUGCUCUCUGACGAUUACCUGGAAACGCCCGACGACCUGGACAUCAACGUGGAGGACAUCGAGACCCCCGACGACACCGACUCUCUGGAGUUCAUCAACAACGGCAACGAGCUGGAGUGGGAAGACGACACGCCGGUGGCCACCGCCAAGCGUCUUCCAGGCGACAGCGAGGAGGAGAGAGACUCGUCGGGUCGUCUGUGGAGAACGGUGAUCAUCGGUGACCAGGAGCAGAGGAUCGACAUGCAGGUCAUCAGGCCGUACCUGAGGGUGGUCACACAUGGAGGUUAUUAUGGUGAAGGUCUGAACGCCAUCAUCGUGUUUGCGGCCUGCUGCCUUCCUGACAGCAGCUGUGAGGACUACACGUACAUCAUGGAGAACCUCUUCCUAUAUGUGGUGAGCAGCCUGGAGCUCCUGGUGGCAGAAGAUUACAUGAUCGUUUACCUGAACGGAGCCACUCCUCGCAGGAAGAUGCCCGGCAUCAGCUGGCUGAAGAGAUGCUACCAGAUGAUCGACAGGAAACUGAGGAAGAAUCUGAAGUGUCUCAUCAUCGCUCACCCCACGUGGUUCAUCCGCACCGUCCUCGCCAUCUCAAGACCCUUCAUCAGUGUGAAGUUCAUGGAUAAAAUCCGCUACGUUCACUCACUGACGGAGCUGAGUCAGAUCAUCCCCAUGGAGCAUGUGCAGAUCCCAGAGUGUGUGCUGCAGUACGAUGACGAGAAGAUAAGAGCACAGACGGAAAGACUUGAGCAAGAUCAGCAGCACAACAACUCAACAGCAGCUAAAGAAAGGCCAAAGUCAAUGAUAGCAGAUGUUGGAUGUGACAUCUGACAUUAAGGGUUUGAGAUGGAAGAGGAACAUUCAUUCAUUACUGCAGGAGAACUUCACAAAUCAGUCCCGACUGGAUUCACCGGCUGCAAGACAAUCAUCUUUCAAAAUGUCCUUCGUUGCUCCUAUAACUGAAAGUUCAUUUGCACCAAAGGCAUCGACACACAUACGUCAAAACUAAAUCCAAAAAAGUUGUUUCUGCUCCCUGCAUGACGAGGUGAGCUUCAUCCACAGCAUGACCUCCAUCGUAUAAACAUCUAUGGACUCUGACGAACCUUCAAACAUCAUCCGACAGAGAACGUUGUGUAAAUAAAUGUUGAUAUAUAUUUUUGAGAAAGGUGUUUGCACAGAUAUUUUGUUUUUAUAUAUAUACAUAUAUAUAUAUAUGGAUGAUAUGGAAUGGGUAUCGUGAAGUUUACUGAAAAAUAACGUGCAAUGAUAUUGUUCUUAGACCGACAGUUAGAUGUUACCGAUGCAAAUGUGUUGCAGUUCUCAAAGUUUUUCCAGAGUUGAAUAUGCAGGUGGCAUGCUCGUUCAUAAAGUCACAUGUUACGUUUGUUUUGCCAUCAUGUUUUAAAAGAUACUUUUACAAGACAGAUGCAGAUGAACCCAAUGAACUAUAUUUGAGGGGAGAGUUUAAUUAAUUUCUAUAAGUGUUAUUUAUGAAAAUGUGCCAUUUACUGUUUGUAAAAAAAAUUAAA